Gloeophyllum trabeum ATCC 11539 is the source of this 495-nucleotide messenger RNA. RefSeq lists its product as uncharacterized. Bases 1 to 495 code for a protein of 164 amino acids. The record is from RefSeq and is a predicted model, not a curated record. The transcript has 3 exons. NCBI's taxonomy places the organism in Eukaryota, Fungi, Basidiomycota, Agaricomycetes, Gloeophyllales, Gloeophyllaceae.
AUGUCAUCCGAGGACCGGGCACUCGUUGAAGAGAUGGAUGCCAGUGCGCCACCCAUGGAUCAUCAGCAUAUCUACGAAGCGGCCUAUACUUCUAUGCCGCCAGGAGAAGAAGGAUUUGACCUCAGCCAUGAGGGGGGAGAACAUGAGGUCUUCGAGGAGUUUGUGCACAAGCUGGCGGGGGUGAGACACAUUGAUCAUCGCAAUCGGCGCAAUCAGGUACAACUGAGGAACAAACAAUGGGCAGAGCAAUAUGAGGACCUGGUCAAUGCGUAUCUGCAGUACAGUGAGCAAGAGCAGGAAGGCUUGGUUGCAGAGGGGAUGAUAGUAGAAGAGACAGAACGGGAAUUUCAGGUCGAAGUAGUCGAUAUUUUUGGCCGCAAAACAUGCACAUUCGCACCCCUCAUGAUCGAUAUCUACGCCAAUGCAACCCUCAUCCGAGAGGGAUAUAUCGGCACAUCCCUGGUUCAUCCUACAACUGCCAUAUCGAUCCGCUGA